This is a messenger RNA of Dermatophagoides pteronyssinus (European house dust mite), 3243 nucleotides long. RefSeq lists its product as uncharacterized. Gene Ontology annotation, biological process: intracellular transport. The record is from RefSeq and is a predicted model, not a curated record. Gene Ontology annotation, molecular function: protein binding; GTPase activator activity. Gene Ontology annotation, cellular component: nuclear pore; cytoplasm. Lineage: Eukaryota; Metazoa; Arthropoda; Arachnida; Sarcoptiformes; Pyroglyphidae.
AAUUGACCAUUUUUGAAAUUGGAAACAAGAAAAAUUAAUAAGAAAAGAAAAAUGUUUGGAACAAAUAAAUCUGAUUUGAAUCAGAAAAUCCUACGAAAUCUUAAUAUUGCUAAAUUAUUUUUCCAAAAUAAAGAUUAUCGUUCGGCAUUAAUGUAUAUAAAUGAAUUAUUGGAAUUGAAACCCGAUUCAAGUGAAGCAUAUAAAUUUUUAUCACAAAUCAAUGAAGCAUUAGGUGAAAAUGAAUUGGCUAUAAAAAAUUAUCAAAAAUCAUUGGAGUUAAAAUCAAUCGAAUCGGCUAAUAAUUUUCUAAAUGAUAGUGGUGGUGGUGAUCAAAUCUUUCAAUCACCAUCAAGAUUAAAAACAUUUUCAAAUCGUAUGAAUAUGAGUCCAAGAAAUAAAAAUGGACCAAAUAUUGGACAGAAUUCUCCAACAACAACAACAACAGUCACAUUAGAUUCGGAUAUUUUCAAAGCAAUUGAAAAUUUAAUCGAAACAAAAUUUUCAACCAUAAUCAAUUCAAUUCAAAUGAUAAAAGAUCAGAUGGCUAAUUCUAAUUCAUUGAUAGCUCAAAAUAAUGCUCAAGCUAUUACAAUGUUAAAACAACAAUUUGAUGAAAUGGAUAAAAAAUUAACAACAUUAUUGAAUAAGUUGGAUAAAAUAUCAAAUAUUAUACAUGAAUUUGGUGAUAAAUUUGAAGAAAAAUUUAAUGAAUUAAAUGAAAAAAUUGAAUCUAUUAAUAUUUACCGUGGAAAUCGUGAUGAUGAUGACGAUAAUUAUGAUGAUUAUGAAGAUGAAGAAGAUGAUGAAAAUUAUUAUCAACAAAAUCUACCAUCGUUGAAAACAACAACAAAUGAUCAACGACCAUUGAAUGAAUUGUUUAUGAAAACAAAACAAGGAAAUAUGUGGACAUGUGAAAUAUGUGCUGUUACUAAUGAUGAUAAUGUUUUAAAUUGUGUUUCAUGUGAAUCGCCAAGAAAUCCAGCAGAACAAAAUGUAGUUAAAAAUUUAUUUGCUUCACCUAUAGGCGCACAACAACAACAACAGCAACAAACAUCGUCAUUGUUUGGUCAAACAAAUUCUACAUUUAAAUUCGGUUCAUUUAAUUUUCCUGAAUUUUCGCAGAAUUCAAGCAACAACAAUAACAAUGAUAAUGCGAAUGUAACAAAUCUAAAUACUAAUCAAACUAAUUCCAGUGGCCUUUUUGGAUUUAAAAUACCAACUACUAUAGCAUUAUCAACAAAAACAGAAAUCCUUAAUAAUCCACAAAUUUCUGUAAACACAACUAAAUCAUUGUUUUCAUUUGCUUCCAGUUCUUCAGAUUCGUCAAAGACAUCCAUAACAACAAUAACAACAACAACAGCCACAACAAUUCCAUCGAUUCAAUCAAAUUUUUCAUUCAAUGCAUCAUCAUUAAAUGUACCGAAUCCUAAUGCUAAUGUAGUGUCCAAUUCAUUUUCAUUUCCAAACAUUACAUCAACGAAUGCCAAUACUAUUGCUAAUGUAGAUAUUGAUAAAUCAUCAUUAACAACAACAACAACACCAUUUUCAUCAACAUUUCAAUUUGGUAACAUUUCAACUAAUCAAUUUCCAGCAUUCAAUAAUCUAGGAAAUCAGCUUAUGGUCACUCAAUCAUCGUUGUUGACGUCAACGCCAGAAAAAGCACAAAAUUCUGGAUUAUUUUCAUUUUCAAAUAAUAUGAAUUUAGGUCAGAAUACAAUGUUUUCACCACCUAAAUUAGAUCAAUCAAACAAUAUACAACAACAACAACAACAACAUGAAAGUGAAAAUGAACAUGAACAUGAUCAAAGUGGUUCGGGUGAAGAUUUAAUUCUACCAAAAGUUAAUUUACCUGAGAAUUAUGAACAUAUUACUGGUGAAGAAGAUGAAUUAGAAAUUUAUUGUAUGAAACGUGCAAAACUUUAUGUAUUUGUUGCACCUGAAUAUAAAGAACGUGGAACAGGUGAAUUGAAAAUUUUACGACAUAAAAUAACGAAAAAAUUACGUAUGGUUAUGCGUCGUGAUCAAGUUCAUACUGUUUGUUUGAAUACUUGGCUCAACAAAGAUAUUAAAUUUGAUGAAAAAUCCAAACAUGUUUUAUUUCAAUGUAUUGAUUUUAGUGAUAACAAACCAGAUCCACAGACAUUUGCAUUGAAAUCAAGAGAUUUGAAAGAAUUUUUACAAUUUAUCAAAGAAAAUUUAACUGAUAAAGUUGAUGAUGAAACUGAAAAAUCAAUAUCGUCACAAACUAAUGCUACAGUUAGUGAAGAAAUAUCUACAGAUGUACCGACGACGGUGAUAGAAAAAUCUUCCAAUAAUUCUUUGGAUGAAGAUAUACAGAUUGUUUUUGUCCGUGAACCAAAACCCGAACAUUUACCAUUGAUUGAUUCAUUAAAAUUACCGAAAAAUUUUUUCAGUUAUGAAGAAAAACAACCAUGUAAAGGAUGUAUUGGUUGUCGAGUUGAUGAAUUAUCAUGGAAUGAUCUCACACAUUCAACUUUAUUAGCCGUUAAAGAUGAGGAACAACAACAACAACAAAAUUCUAAUCCAUGGGCAGCAACCAAUGGUUUGGGAUUAUUUUCUGGUCUAACUAGUGAUGUUCAAACAGCUAAAAUCGAUACAAUCAAAUUGAAUAAAGAUGGUGAAGCAGAAUCAGAAGUAGAAACAUUUAGUUAUGUAUCGGAAAAAAGUAAAAUGUUACCGGAAAAUUAUGUCCAUAUAACGGGUGAAGAAAAUGAAGAAGUUAUAUAUAAAGAACGUGCUAAACUAUAUCGUUAUAUUAAAGAAACAAAUGAAUUUAAAGAACGUGGUGUUGGUGAAAUGAAAAUUUUACGAAAACGUGAUACAGAUAAUUAUCGUCUAUUGAUGCGUCGUGAUAAUGUUUUUAAAAUUAUUUGUAAUCAUCAAAUAACUGAACAUUUACGAUUAAAAGAACGAACUAUAAAUAGUUUUAUAUGGGGUUGUAAAGAUUUUUCGGAAAAUCCAAAUGGUGAAGAUCAAAUAUUUGUUAUUAAAUUCAAGGAUGAAACACGACGAAAUGCUUUUCAACAGGCUGUCGAAAAAUGUAUGCCAUCCAAAUAAUAAUAAUAUGGAAAGCAUGAAUAAAAUUGAUAAUCGCUUGAAAAUGUAGCAGUCUUCAAUGAUUGCGUUUGUUUAUGAAUCUCUUUUUUUCUUUCUUUCUUUUUCAUAUAUGGAAAAAAUUCUGAUCUAUUAAAUAAAUUUUAUUAAAAAAUUUUUAUUCAAUUC